This is a messenger RNA of Anoplopoma fimbria (sablefish), 1844 nucleotides long. Its product is annotated as histone H3.3A-like. Gene Ontology annotation, molecular function: protein heterodimerization activity; DNA binding; structural constituent of chromatin. The record is from RefSeq and is a predicted model, not a curated record. NCBI's taxonomy places the organism in Eukaryota, Metazoa, Chordata, Actinopteri, Perciformes, Anoplopomatidae. The transcript is spliced from 4 exons. Bases 124 to 534 code for a protein of 136 amino acids. Gene Ontology annotation, cellular component: nucleosome.
ACCGCCGCCAUUUUGCUUCCUGCUCUCUGCUUCCAUUGUGUGAGAGAUAGUAAAUAUCUGACACUGCCAGACAACCACAACUCACUUGUGUCCCUAAUUCAGCCUUGGUGAUACUUCGUCGUAAUGGCUCGUACCAAGCAGACCGCUCGUAAGUCCACAGGAGGAAAGGCUCCUCGCAAGCAGCUGGCCACCAAGGCUGCCCGCAAGAGUGCCCCCUCUACUGGUGGGGUCAAGAAGCCCCAUCGUUACAGGCCCGGUACCGUGGCUCUGAGAGAGAUCCGUCGGUACCAGAAGUCCACAGAGCUGCUGAUCCGCAAGCUGCCCUUCCAGCGCCUGGUGAGGGAGAUCGCUCAGGACUUCAAGACUGACCUGCGUUUCCAGAGCGCCGCCAUUGGAGCCCUGUGUGAGGCCAGCGAGGCGUACCUGGUGGGUCUGUUCGAGGACACCAACCUGUGUGCCAUCCAUGCCAAGCGUGUCACCAUCAUGCCCAAAGACAUCCAGCUGGCACGCCGCAUCCGCGGAGAGCGCGCUUAGACGGCCCUCCCUAAUGUUUCACCUCUGUCCUGUUUUUUCUUAACCUGUCCCUGCCCUCACUCCUUCAUUCUACCCCAACCCCCCCCCCACCUUCACCCCUCCCCGUCACUCCCUCCCCCCGCCUGCCCAGCUUCUCAGUAGACUUUAGAGUAAUCCUGAUUCUGAAGAGAUAGAAAUAUGUGGAAGUCUGGUCUCAUAGGUUUUUUUCGUCUUCACCAAAUGUUUUUUUUUUAGGGUACCUUUUUCGUGGCAUGUAAAAGGUUUUACAGAUCAGACACACAUAUGCACACAUAACUCAAUCGUGCGUCACUGAGUUUGGGAAGCCCUACCUUUGAGCUCACCUGGAUUCUUCCAGGGUGGGAGGCCAGCGGGUGCCAUCAGUGUGGCAAAACCGAGCUGAGGCAGAGGGACGUGGUCGAGGGGCUAGUCUGCUUAAGGGGAGCUGCAACUUCCACAGCAGGGUGCUAUUAAAGCUAGCCCUGAGGCCUCUGCCCCAUCUGCACACCAUCCUCCCCCUCACCCAGUCCCCCCCUCUCCCUCUACACCCAAACUCCCCCCUCGCUCUGCAGCCAGACGGCUCGCUGUACCUCCUCAGACCACCUCCUCACCUCUGUGAUCAGCACUGGGAGGGGAUGGCGCUCUGUUGGGCUGUUUGUGCGGAUGUGUGAGCUCUGAUCUUUCAAACCACUUGUACUCAACAAACAAGUAUUUUUUUUUGUUUGCUUAAGAAUAUUGAUUAUCGUUGUGGAUAUGGUGUCUAUUUUUUUUUAAUGCAUUUAGUUCACGGAUGAGCAUCUCUUCUCUUUACCACUUCCAAAACCAUCAAAUCAAGAAAAAAGAAAAAACAAUUAAUAAUGACAACAUGGUUAACUUUUUUUUUUUGCAGUGAUCUGAUCUUCUAUAGAAAAUCAGCAAGGGCUUCUCUAUUUUCCAAGGCAACUUCAGUUCUAAUGGCAGCCACACGGGGGCGGUGGUUCACCGUCUCCUCUGUUCAAUUGUUCACUGUAGAUCAGUCAUCACACAUUAUGCUUCUGUCUCUCUAUCUUUAUCUCCACAGAUAGGCUUGUCACUGCAGACAUUUUAGUGCAAGUUACGCUCUGCAUGUUUAGGGUCUGUGUGUCUCCUGCUCUCUGUAGAUCUGAACAUAUAAUCUGUCCCUUUCUCAAAAUUUGUGAUACACAAUAUAACCUCAUAUUUGUUUCUUUUAUAUUUUUCUUAUUCCUCGAGAUUUUCAGACGUUUAAAUAAGCCGAUCUUUGUAUUUUCCAAAUUUCUCAUAUUAUGGUGGUAAUAAAUAGGUGUUAAAACAAA